Messenger RNA from Paramacrobiotus metropolitanus, 3543 nucleotides. RefSeq names its product AP-2 complex subunit alpha-like. Gene Ontology annotation, biological process: intracellular protein transport; clathrin-dependent endocytosis. Bases 292 to 3141 code for a protein of 949 amino acids. Gene Ontology annotation, cellular component: AP-2 adaptor complex; membrane coat. The record is from RefSeq and is a predicted model, not a curated record. The transcript is spliced from 18 exons. Gene Ontology annotation, molecular function: clathrin-cargo adaptor activity. NCBI's taxonomy places the organism in Eukaryota, Metazoa, Tardigrada, Eutardigrada, Parachela, Macrobiotidae.
AGAAUGGAGAUAACGGGCUGCCAGUCGAUUACUGGUACACAAUUUGAUUUUACCUACAAUUUUUGUAUUCGUGUUUGUGAUACGCACUUGAGGUUUCGACCACCACAUAAAUGUUAUUAAGUGCCUAAUUUAAAGGUGGAAAUUGCGGCGAAGACGCUGGGACAUCAGUUGAAAACGUUCCGUCUGAAGGAGAUCCGUGCGGGAAAAUCGUGUACUAUCUCUGAUGCGGACUAAUUUUUCCACUUGUUAAUAAUUUGUAAUUAUUAUUUGUGACAUCCAAACACCGUAAAAAUGCCAAAUGUUCGAGGGGAUGGCAUGCGAGGACUGGCUGUGUUUAUAUCGGAUAUACGAAAUUGCAAAAGCAAGGAAGCGGAAAUAAAACGGAUCAAUAAAGAGCUUGCCAACAUCCGAUCAAAAUUCAAAGGAGACAAAACCUUGGAUGGAUACCAGAAAAAGAAAUAUGUUUGUAAACUGUUGUUCAUUUUCCUGCUGGGCCAUGACAUUGAUUUCGGACACAUGGAAGCCGUUAAUUUACUCAGUUCCAACAAGUACAGCGAGAAACAAGUGGGAUACUUAUUCAUUUCGGUCCUGAUUAGCGCCGACAGCGAGCUGAUGCGCCUGAUCAUCCAGUCGAUCAAAACCGAUUUGAACAGCCGUAAUCCGAUCUUCGUUAAUUUAGCCCUCCAGUGCAUUGCAAACAUCGGUAGCAAAGAAAUGGCCGAGGCAUUCCAACAGGAUAUUCCACGCCUGCUCGUAUCGGGAGAUGCGAUUGAUAUGGUUAAGCAGAGCGCAGCGUUGUGUUUGCUGCGUCUUUUCCGGGCUUCUCCGGAUGUGGUUCCCGGUGGCGAGUGGACAUCACGCAUUGUGCAUUUGUUGAAUGAUCAGAACAUGGGAGUAGUUACGGCUGCGUCGAGUUUAAUCGAUGCGCUUGUAAAGAAGAAUCCGGCGGAAUAUAAAGCAUGUGUUUCGCUGGCCGUAUCUCGACUGAGCCGCAUUGUGACUUCUCCUUACAAUGAUUUACAAGAUUAUACGUAUUACUUUGUUCCUGCGCCGUGGCUUUCCGUAAAACUGUUACGACUGCUGGAGAAUUAUCCACCAUCAGAUGACGCCAGCAUCAAAUCCCGCUUAAAUGAGUGCCUGGAGACCAUACUGAAUAAAGCUCAAGAGCCGCCCAAAUCAAAAAAGGUUCAGCAUUCCAAUGCCAAAAAUGCUGUUCUUUUCGAAGCCAUCAGUUUGAUUAUCCACAUGGAUUGCGAACCGGGUCUGCUUAUAAGAGCUUGCAACCAACUUGGUCAGUUUUUACAGCAUCGAGAGACCAAUAUGCGGUACCUUGCUCUAGAAAGCAUGUGUCUUCUUGCGACCAGCGAAAUUUCCCAUGAAGCCGUUAAAAAACACCAAGAAACGGUUAUCAAUGCCUUAAAAACCGAGCGGGACGUCAGUGUGCGACAACGGGCUAUUGAUCUUUUGUACGCUAUGUGUGACCGCAGCAACGCAGAGGAGAUUGUUCAGGAGAUGUUGAUCUAUCUUGAAUCGGCCGAUUAUUCUAUUCGGGAAGAGAUGGUAUUAAAGAUUGCUAUUCUGGCUGAGAAAUACGCCAGUGAUUAUUCGUGGUAUGUUGAUGUUAUUCUCAACCUAAUCCGGAUUGCGGGAGAUUAUGUCAGCGAGGAGGUGUGGUACCGUGUCAUCCAGAUUGUAAUUAACCGCGAUGACGUGCAGGGGUAUGCUGCAAAGACUGUUUUUGAGGCUUUGCAAGCUCCGGCUUGUCACGAAAACAUGGUGAAAGUUGGCGGAUAUAUUUUGGGAGAAUUCGGAAAUUUGAUCGCUGGCGAUCCUCGGUCAAGUUCACAAAUUCAGUUUGACCUGCUGUAUUCGAAAUAUCCACUGUGCAGCGUGGCUACACGUUGUCUGCUCUUAUCCACUUUCAUGAAGUUCAUUAAUUUAUUCCCGGAAAUCAAGAUUACGAUUCAAGAUAUUUUGCGUAAUGACACAAACAUUCGCAAUUCGGAUGCAGAACUGCAGCAGCGUUCUGUAGAGUAUCUCCAAUUGAGCAAGAUUGCCUCUGUGGAUAUUUUGGCGACUGUGCUGGAGGAGAUGCCGGCCUUCCCGGAGAGAGAAUCUAGCAUUCUGGCCAAGCUGAAGAAAAAGAAGGAACUGCCGGAUGACUUGGAUACACCGAAGGAAGCGAAGCAUCUCCCACAAGCAAUUGUCAAUAACAAUGAUGCCGUUUCGUCUCCGGAGCGGAGAGGUAGUUUAAAUCGUGGAGCGUCGACGGAUCUUUUGGGCCUUAACUCGCCGACAAAUGCAGCUCCUGCAUUCGGCGGCGGUUUUGAACAGCAGUCCCAGGCGGACUCUUUAUUGGACGUUUUUGGUUCUCCAUCAGCGGUUCGUAAUGGCGGAAUGGUGAAUGGCAAUGUGCAAACUGCCAACGAUACAAACGUGAAAAAGUUUGUUUUCCGGACCUCGGGUGUGAUUUUCGAAAACGACCUGAUACAGAUUGGCAUAAAAUCGCAGUUCACCCAGGCUCAGGCGACUGGCCAGAUAGAAAUUUAUUACGGCAACAAAACUGCGAGUCCCUUUUCACAGUUUACCGUGCAGUCGCGAACGGAUGAUUCCGAAGGGCUCUUGCUGCAGAUGAACCAAAUUGGGCCGGUGGUGCAGGGCAGUGCUCAGGUCAAACAAGUGCUUAAUGCUAAAUGCAUGUCACCGUUCCGUGGACCACCAGUCGCUGUUGUUAAUUUCGUGUGCAACAAUCAUCCCGUGUCCAUUGAAUUUGCAGUCCCGGUGUUCAUUAACAAGUUUUUGGACGGUGCAGCCAUGGAUUCGGAGACGUUUUUCGCUCGUUGGAAGAAACUGAGCCUGCCGGCUCAGGAAGCGCAGGACCAGUUCUUCGCAAAAUACCCCAUGGAUACCGCAGUUACUCGAGAAAAAUUAAGUUCGUUUGGAUUUGCCGUUAUGCCAAAUAUCGAUCCCAACCCGGAAAAUUUUGUGGGAGCCGGUAUCGUUUACACAUCUGCAUUGCAAGUAGGCUGUCUACUGCGGUUGGAACCGAGGCGGAGUGACAACAAGUACCGGAUGACCGUUCGGACCAGCAAUGAGGUGGUGUCGCAGAGCCUUCUUCUGCUGCUGAAAGAUGAAUUUUAACCUGUUUUAAUUGUCUUUUAACCCGGCAUUGUGCAAGCAGAAUAUUCGUCAGUGUACCAUUCCAGGUGGGCGUUUCUGUGCGUACCUUUUUUAACGUGAUUUAGUACGAAUAAAGAUUUUGCGCCUUUCUGAUUAGGGAAAUUUUGUCUUUGUUUGGAAACUUGAAGUCACCGUGCUUAUUGUGUCGAAAUGUCCGACAAUUUUAACGCUGUUCGUGGUUUCUUUGAAUUAUUAUGACUGUUGGACUCUUUCUGUUUAAUUUGUAACUGACCAGUGAUUUUUCCACAAGUGCACAUCUGAACUGUGUACCACCUACAGUCUGUAUGUUAAUUAUUGAUUUUUUGUUGUAAUUUAUGCUUAAUUCAAAUCCCUGUGCCGUUUUUAAUAAAGAAGUCAUCGUGA